This is a messenger RNA of Echinococcus granulosus, 462 nucleotides long. RefSeq lists its product as hypothetical. The transcript is spliced from 3 exons. The record is from RefSeq and is a predicted model, not a curated record. Bases 1 to 462 code for a protein of 153 amino acids. NCBI's taxonomy places the organism in Eukaryota, Metazoa, Platyhelminthes, Cestoda, Cyclophyllidea, Taeniidae.
AUGGAACCGAUCAAAAUUGAUUACCCUUUCAAGAGUUUCAACAUUUUCAGUGAAGAUGAAUAUGUUAAUUGUUUUGAUUUGAAACAAGGAACUUUGUCCCUUUCAGGGGCGUUCCGGUUAAACCGCGACUUUUCGUAUCCUGUUAGCUGCUAUUCACCAAAUUCACCCACCAAAGCAAUGAAAUCUGCAAUGCUAAUUCGAAUGAGAUGGAAAAACUCAUUAAAAUUGAAUAUGAUUUCUUUUGAUGUGAUAGCUCUAUUAAGUAGUUACCACAUCAUAUAUCCCUCAGUGAUAGGAGUAGCCAUUCAUAAAGCAGAUUAUCUACCUUCAACACUUCUUUCACCCAAAGAGAGAGGCAAACCUGCUUUCGAUCUCACUUGUCUCACCUCACCGGCUUUUCUGUUUCACGCAGAUGACUAUCAAUUGGCAAUGUCAUGGUCAAAGAAAUGGUUGCAUUCAUAA